This is a messenger RNA of Coregonus clupeaformis (lake whitefish), 1453 nucleotides long. It is a transcript of the gene snx3, whose product is annotated as sorting nexin 3. Gene Ontology annotation, molecular function: phosphatidylinositol-3-phosphate binding. The transcript has 4 exons. Bases 41 to 529 code for a protein of 162 amino acids. Gene Ontology annotation, biological process: late endosome to Golgi transport; endocytic recycling. Gene Ontology annotation, cellular component: early endosome membrane; retromer complex. NCBI's taxonomy places the organism in Eukaryota, Metazoa, Chordata, Actinopteri, Salmoniformes, Salmonidae. The record is from RefSeq and is a predicted model, not a curated record.
CGACAGGGCAAUUGCGGCUAACCUAGCUAGUGGGGGAGAAAUGGCUGAUACCAUAGCUGAUACAAGGAGGCUAUUCUCCAAGCCUCAGAACUUGAACGACGCGUAUGGACCCCCAAGUAACUUUCUAGAGAUUGACGUGAGCAACCCUGAAACGGUCGGUGUCGGCAGGACCAGGUUUACCACGUAUGAAAUCAGACUGAAGACCAACCUGCCCAUCUUCAAGCUGAAGGAGUCUCGUGUGCGGAGACGGUACAGCGACUUUGAGUGGCUCAGAGGGGAGCUGGAGAGAGAUAGCAAGGUGGUGGUCCCCCCUCUCCCAGGGAAAGCUCUGUUCAGACAGCUGCCGUUCCGAGGGGACGAUGGGAUAUUUGACGAUUCCUUCAUCGAGGAGCGGAGAGCUGGGCUGGAGCAGUUCCUCAACAAAGUGGCUGGUCACCCUUUGGCUCAGAACGAGCGCUGUCUGCACAUGUUUCUACAGGAUGAGUCUGUGGACAAGACCUAUACCCCCUCCAAAAUACGACAAGCCUAAGAGCAGGACCACCACUCGGCCCAGGCUACUUCCGGCCCACAACCCAAAGCUCUAAUCUCUACUGCUAACGGCCCUGCUCUGCUCUGACCAAAAACACUUAUGAUCUUCUUCACUCUUCUUUCAUUUGCAAUCCCUUUCUUUGUCUUUUAUUUCCGUUUGAUUAGUGAUCUCAUGUAUUGCUGGUUUUCAACUCUCGAUUGGAUCAAACUAAGAAAUGGUCCCAAUGUAAUAACUGUGGUUGAAAAUUAUUUAUAAUCGGUUUUGUCUCUAAAUGCCACUAACUUGGGUAUUUUACAUUAUGUUAUCUGUAUUUAUCAGUUAGGUAUGUCUUGGAUAUUUUUACUUUAAAGAAAUAUUAAAAAAUACCUUUCCAUGUAUGCAAACCUCAUGUUUAAACCCCAUACAUUACGCACUGUUGUUUCCACUCAAUGUCCAAUUGGAAUGAUUGUCCUCACCACCAUAACUGUGACUUCACACACUUUGUAGAUGAUCCCUGACUCUGAAAAUCACAAUUUGUUCGAUGGUCCCUGAAAAAUCAUGACGUCAGUGAUCUUCACGUCGGAGAAGUCGGAGCUCUAGGAUAAUGCCAGAGAUUCCGACUGGUAAUUCUGAGUUGGAUGACCAUUAAAACAAUUUAAAAAUCCAUUCGGAGUUUGCUUUUUUCAGAGUUCCCAGUUGUCAUGAAUGCACUUAAAUCGGAACGUUCCGAGUUGUCUUGUACCCACCGUCAGUGUGUACUACCAGCCAGCACUAGCCUGUAAAUUAUUUUCUAAUGAGAAAAAAUGCACCACAGAGGGGAACCCCACAGCAUUUUUCUACCGACUGACUGUGCAUGUGCGUUUAUGACGUUUGUAUACUGCUGUGCCAUUUUGUUUAUUUUGAAAGUUUUUCAAUAAAACUGGUCAAAAGCACUCAUACGUAUGA